Molecule: messenger RNA, 1290 nt
Organism: Leptosomus discolor (cuckoo roller)
Lineage: Eukaryota; Metazoa; Chordata; Aves; Leptosomiformes; Leptosomidae
Gene: SLC67A1
Product: solute carrier family 67 member 1
Biological process (GO): transmembrane transport
Cellular component (GO): nuclear envelope
Molecular function (GO): transmembrane transporter activity
Source: RefSeq, a predicted model, not a curated record
AUGAAUGCAAAAGCCAACUCUGGAGGUAAGGAAGAAGCCUUGGGAAUGAAGAGCAAGACCCUGGGGGAGAGCAGCCGCCCAGGAGAGGUUGAGAGGGGACAAGUGAUCCUUGUUGCCUACCUGAUUGCAACCCUAGAGCUGACCUUCCUCUUCAUGCAGAUGGGAGUCAUGCCCUACUUGGCAAAGAGCCUAGGUUUGGAUUCAGUGGGGUUUGGCUACCUCCAGACAACCUUUGGUGUCCUCCAGCUUGUGGGAGGUCCCAUUUUUGGAAGGUUUGCAGAUCAGUUUGGCACCCGAGCAGCUUUAAUUCUCUCCUGUGCGUCUGGAAGUGCCUUCUUCCUGCUCACAUCCAUCUCUACCAGCAUCCCCCUCCUCUUCCUCUCCAGGCUGCCAACAGUGUUCAUGCAUGGGCUACCAGGUGCUCAGAAGGUUAUUACAGACCUGACUACUCCUUCCCAACGUGCUGAUGCUUUGGGGAAGCUGGGUCUUUGCUUUGGAAUAGGCAUCAUCGUUGGCUCUGCCCUGGGAGGUGUCCUCUCCACCAAAUUUGGCGUUUUUGCUCCUGCAUAUGUCGGUCUGGUGGGAAAUCUCAUAAAUACCGUGAUAGCAAUGGUUUGGAUCCCUUUGCCGGCUAAACCAAAGUCAGAUCAUCAUGUAACAGAGCAAAGCACAUCACAGUCUGGCAGCGUGUUUAGCAUCAGAGAAAUCCUACGCCUGAUGAAGUUUCCGGGAGUAAUGGAAAUUUUCAUAGUCAAGGUCUUUGCUGGACUUCCCAUAGGUUUGUUCCUGAUUAUGUUUUCCAUCAUCUCUAUGGAUUUCUUUGGCUUGGAAGCAGUGGAGUCUGGAUACCUGAUGUCAUAUUUUGGUGUCCUUCAAAUGGUUGUCCAGGGUCUGGUCAUUGGAAAACUCACUAACCACUGCUCAGAGAGGACCCUGCUCAGGCUCAGUGUCUUUGUCUUUGCCGGCGUGGGCCUAGGCAUGGCCCUGAUGAGGACCGUGUGGCACUACUGCAUUGUUGCAGUGCCGCUGGUGUUCGCCUUCAGCACACUGGGCACCAUCACUGACAGCAUCCUCACCAAGGCCGUCCCCUCCUCUGACACUGGUACCAUGCUUGGAAUUUGUGCCUCAGUGCAGCCCUUGACCCGGACGGUGGGCCCAACCAUCGGUGGAGUUUUAUACAAAAAAUUUGGAGUCUCCUCCUUCGGCUAUUUACAGCUAAUUGUCAAUAUAGGUUUGUUUGUUUACCUCUUAAAGACUAAAAUCCCACUGAGAGAGAUGAAAGGCCAGUAA